UGUGUGUAUAAUGGGUUUGAAGGAAUAAAGUGUCUCCUCGUCCGACCAGUUUUUCCAGUUUGAUUUAGGCAAGCAACACACACACAACAACCCUUCAACACUGGCACGGAACGAUCAUGCAGCAAUAAAUCUAUCUAAAACACCUCCUGAGGAUUCACAGAAGUCGCUUUGAUAUCGCGUGUAGUCUGUCAGGAUGAGCACUCGGCAUCGAGCGGCCUCCCAGGACUCCUUGGAACAGCCAGACGAUGAGGUCGUGCCGUACAGUGAUGAUGAAACAGACGAUGAGUUAGAUGAUGAGCCGGAACCGACAGUAGAGCUUCCACCGGAACCAGGAGUAGAAGCAGAACAGAUCAGACCCACAGCUACUGGAGAGGCGGGAUGGACUGUCCGUGCGAAUGACAGGGAAUACUGCAAACAACCAGAGUUCCAGAAAAAGGUCUUUCUGUGUAUCAAGAAAAGCAAAUACUCUGGAAAUGCAAUCAAGACUUACAAAUACAACGUCAUCACCUUCCUGCCCCUGAAUCUGUACGAGCAGUUUAAGAGAGUGGCUAACAUGUACUUCCUGUGUCUGCUCAUCCUUCAGUUCAUUCCUCAAAUCGCCACGCUGCCUUGGUACACCACCCUAGUGCCGUUAGUGCUGGUGUUGGGCAUCACUGGCAUCAAAGACCUGGUGGAUGACCUGGCUCGACACAGAAUGGACCAAGAAAUCAACAACAGGAAGUGUGACGUGCUGCUCAACGGGAGAUUUGUCGAGACCCGAUGGAUGCACUUGCAAGUCGGUGAUGUUGUGCGACUGAAGAAAAACGAUUUUAUCCCAGCCGACAUUCUGCUGUUGUCCAGUUCAAACCCCAAUAGUCUGUGUUAUGUAGAGACGGCAGAACUCGACGGAGAGACAAAUCUGAAGUUUAAGAUGGGUCUGAAAGUGACAGACAAACGCCUUCAAGAGGAGGAACAGAUGGCGAGGUUUAAUGCGAUGGUUGUGUGUGAGGAGCCCAACAAUCGUUUGGAUAAGUUUAUGGGAACGAUGAUCUGGGAUUCUGAGAGUUACUCACUCGAUCUCGACAACAUGCUGCUCAGAGGAUGCAAAAUACGCAACACCGACGUGUGUCACGGGCUGGUCAUAUUCGCAGGAAAUGACACUAAAAUCAUGAGGAACGGAGGAAAGACCAGAUUCAAACGCACCAAUAUAGACAAGCUCAUGAACUACAUGGUUUACUCAAUCUUUGUAAUGCUGAUUUUGAUCUGUGCUGGUCUGGCCAUCGGGCACACGUACUGGUAUGAGAGCAUCGGCAGUAAGGCCUGGUAUCUUUACGAUGGUUUGGGCUACACUUUACCUUACAGAGGGUUUCUCAGUUUCUGGGGCUACAUCAUCAUCCUCAACACCAUGGUGCCCAUCUCUCUCUAUGUGAGUGUGGAGGUGAUCCGGUUGGGUCAGAGUAAGUUCAUCAACUGGGAUCUGCAGAUGUACUACGCAGAGAAGGAUACACCGGCUAAAGCCAGAACCACAACACUCAACGAGCAGCUGGGCCAGAUCGAGUACAUCUUCUCUGAUAAAACCGGCACGCUCACGCAGAACAUCAUGGCCUUCAAGAAGUGCACCAUCUCUGGACGUACUUACGGGCAUCCCACCAGCGCAGAAGGUGUGGCCUUGGAUCAUGGAAAUCCUGUAGAUUUCAGCUGGAAUAAGUACGCCGAAAGGAAUUUCCAGUUUUGUGACAAUUUCCUCAUUUCCAGUAUCCGUUCGAAGGAGGACCCGGCAAUACUGGAGUUCUUCAAGCUGUUGUCCCUGUGUCACACCGUCAUGGUGGAACAAAAAGAGGAUGAUCUGGUGUACCAGGCCGCGUCUCCUGAUGAGGGUGCUCUGGUCUCAGCUGCUCGGAACUUCGGGUUUGUGUUUCUGUCCCGAACACAGGACACCAUCACUGUUAGCGAGAUGGGUGAAGUGGAAACUUACAAAAUGCUUGCGCUGUUGGACUUCAACAGCGACCGCAAGCGCAUGUCCAUCAUCUUGAAGUUCCCAGAUGGCCGGAUCCGUCUGUACUGCAAGGGUGCAGACACUGUGAUCUACCAGCGACUCGAUCCAAAUUCCCAGUAUAAAGAGACGACUCAGGAAGCUCUGGACAUCUUUGCAAACGAGACUCUGCGGACUCUGUGUCUCUGCUACAAGGACAUCAGUGAAGAAGAAUUCGACGCUUGGGAGCAGAAACAUCAGGCCGCCAGCAUUUCCAUGGGUGACCGUGAGGAAGCUCUGGACCUUGUGUACGAGGAGAUCGAGAAUAACCUUCUGCUGAUUGGCGCGACAGCCAUUGAAGACAAACUUCAGGACGGCGUUCCGGAAACCAUCGCAAAACUGGCCAAGGCUGACAUCAAGAUCUGGGUUCUGACUGGAGACAAGAAAGAGACGGCUGAAAACAUCGGCUACUCCUGCCAACUGCUGACCGACGACAUGAAGAUCCACUACGGAGAGGACGUGAAUGAACAGCUGAAGAACAAACAGGCAAACAGACGCAAUGACACUCAAGGAAGGAAUAAGAAGAACAAGGACCUGUUUUUCACGGAGCCCGGCAAGAACGCCCUCAUCAUCACUGGAGGCUGGCUGAACGAGAUCCUGUACGAGAAGAAAAAGAAGCGUCGCCGUUUGCGUUUGAAGAAGCUCGGCAAACGGCACACCAACCCUCAGGAAACCAGCCAGCCCAUCGACGACUGGGAGAAAGAGAAGAGACAGGAGGACUUUGUUGACAUGGCGUGUGAAUGCAGUGCGGUGAUCUGUUGCAGAGUGACCCCCAAACAGAAGGCCAACGUGGUCAGUCUGGUGAAACGUUACAAGAAGGCUUGCACUCUGUCCAUCGGGGAUGGAGCCAAUGACGUCAACAUGAUCAAGACUGCAGAUAUUGGCGUUGGCAUCAGCGGUCAGGAGGGAAUGCAGGCGGUCAUGUCCAGCGAUUACGCCUUCGCUCAGUUCCGUUACCUCGAGCGCCUCCUGCUGGUGCACGGGCGCUGGUCCUACAUCCGCAUGUGCAAAUUCCUGCGUUACUUCUUCUACAAGAACUUCGCCUUCACCCUGGUCCACUUCUGGUUCUCCUUCUUCAAUGGAUUCUCCUCACAGACGGCGUAUGAAGACUGGUUCAUCACCCUGUACAACGUUUGCUACAGCAGUAUGCCGGUUCUCCUUGUUGGUCUUCUGGAUCAGGAUGUGAACGACAAACUGAGUGUACGCUUCCCGAAGCUUUAUCUUCCGGGUCAGCAGGGGGCGCUGUUUAACUACAGGAACUUCUUCAUCAGUUUGUUCCACGGGAUCUUCACGUCGCUCAUGAUCUUCUUCAUUCCGUACGGGGCGUUCCUGCAGACGAUGGGACAAGACGGGGAGGCUCCGUCAGACUAUCAGUCAUUCGCCGUGGUAGCAGCGUCAUCGCUCAUCAUCACCGUGAACCUGCAGAUAUCGUUGAACACUUCCUAUUGGACGUUUGUGAACUGUUUCGCAGUGCUUGGCAGUAUCGCCAUGUACUUCGGCGUCAUGUUUGACAUCCACAGCGCAGGAAUACACGUACUUUUCCCAAAAACGUUCACAUUUACAGGUGCAUCGUCUAACGCUCUGAGGCAGCCGUACCUGUGGCUGACCAUCAUCCUGACGGUGGGGAUCUGUCUCCUUCCUGUCAUCUGCAUCCAGUUUCUCCAUCAAACCAUCUGGCCCUCUGUCGGUGACCAGGUUCAGAAAAACAGGAAAAAAUAUGAAAUGGAAGAAGAGGAGGAGGAGAGGAAGAAGAAGAAGCCCGCGUUCCAGCGCAGCGGACGUUCUCGGCGCUCCGCGUACGCGUUCUCGCACUCCGAAGGGUACGCCGACCUCAUCCGCACGGGUCGCAGCAUACGCCAGAAACCGCGCGUGCGCCCCGACCUCCGAGAGAGCAUGCGAGAGGUCCCUCAAGAUGAAAACAUCUGACAUGUUCGCCACCUGCUCCGCUCGCGAUCCAAACGCACCCCAAACACUGCUUAGUAAUAAAUACUGAAUGUGUUCAAGCUUUUUGCCUUUGCCCAAUCUUAAUUUGAGCCGCCCACUGGAAUGGGCCAAUAGAAAGAGGCGUAGUGUCAUUUAAGGGGAGGGGUUUUCAUGAAAGAGCCAAUAGGGGAAGGUCUAACAAGGCUUUUUAAAGGGAAAGUACAAGUAAAAACUCACCGAUGACCAGUUCUGGUUUUAACAUUGUGCACUGAGUACAGCAAAUUGUAUAUCUCAGGUUUUAUUUGUUUUUAUGGAGACACAUUUUUGUCAGUUGUUGGGACCUUGAUUCACUUAUUGUGCAAUUAAGGGUCCCGCCCUUCAGAAGAGUGCAUGUGUGUGCGUAUGUGUGUGUGUCUUUUCAAUUUCAACACUUUUACAUGGUCAAAUAAAUCUUACGUUUUUUUUGUAUCUUCCAAUAAAAAUAUCAAAACGCCCUUAAAGCAAGACUUGUCUUACCUCGAAUCAAAAUAUAUCCUCUGAAGUAGUUUUGCUCUCUAAAUAACUCUUUGUGAAGAAUUGUGGCAUAGUGAUAUUAAAAACAGGAAUUUAUCUGCCUCAUUAAUGUACGUUAAAGUGAACAAGUUUAUCCUUAAAUGUGAACUCUGUAAGGAAUUAUCAUCCUGAUUUCCAAAAUAAUUGUAUUCAAAUAAAUGACUGAAUCCUACAAACCUCACGAUGAAUUGCCCUCAUGGUUUUACGCUUUUCAGGGAGUUGGUGUCUUGUUCUGGAUGAUGUCCCUUACGGGUAACCGUCCUGCUUCAUGAAUGAAUGAAUGAGUGAUUAAACCUCAUGUUUACAUAAAGUAAAUACUACUGAGCUCAUAUGUUCCUCAAGUCCUCUAUUCUGGCUCCUUUACUAAAGAUAUGACCCUUCAAAUCUGUCUAGAAGUCCUGUUUAAUGCACUCUCAUAUUACUUCUAUGAUGUAAUAUUUCAUUGUUAUCCUGUGUGUUUAUUUAUUGUUUUGCCAUCAGACCUAGCUAGUUUAUUUUCCAUCAUGUCUGCACUUUGGUUCAGGGACUUGGGAGGUGGAGAUCUCAUUCUCAUUUUAACACUAGUUACAUGAACACUGUUACAGGAAUUUCUAAAUAAAUCUACCAUAUUAUCGUUUAAGAGAAAGCAUUAUAUUUAUUAGGCUGGCUGAUAUACAUGUUCACAUUUUAUGAACCGAAACCUUCAUGCAGCCACAUCGGUGCCUUAGAAAAUGACAAAUGUACCUUUACACAACUGUGGAUUGUCUGCCUGUAAUUUACUGUAAAAUACUUUGCACAAAUGUCUAUAAAUAAAGAAUGAUAUC
Molecule: messenger RNA, 5289 nt
Organism: Xyrauchen texanus (razorback sucker)
Lineage: Eukaryota; Metazoa; Chordata; Actinopteri; Cypriniformes; Catostomidae
Product: phospholipid-transporting ATPase IC-like
Exons: 28
Coding region: 194-3937 (1247 amino acids)
Biological process (GO): Golgi organization; phospholipid translocation
Cellular component (GO): plasma membrane
Molecular function (GO): ATPase-coupled intramembrane lipid carrier activity; ATP binding; magnesium ion binding
Source: RefSeq, a predicted model, not a curated record